Molecule: messenger RNA, 1828 nt
Organism: Seminavis robusta
Lineage: Eukaryota; Bacillariophyta; Bacillariophyceae; Naviculales; Naviculaceae
Source: the annotation of a GenBank genome assembly
GAGCAUAGGAUGACGGUAUUCCGUGCCAAAAGAAAUGAGUUAAGAUGCAAGAUCACACCAUCACUUUUCCUUCGGUUUUGGCCACUUUGCCCACCAAUCGCACGAUGGAGAUCGCUCUACUGGUACAUGACUAGGCAAGUCCACCGGUCACUCGACUUGUUGAGGAAGACAAAAGACGCCCCAGCUAGAGUAGAUCUUCUACUGGUAUCGCUACGUUACAUGCAACACUUCGUCUCCCAACUGCACAUUUGGCAGAGCAAUCUGUCAUCAAGCUCACAAAUUUAUCAAACGCAGCAAAAGUGAGAGUGCUAAAGUAAAUUCAGUGUUUGACAGAGACAAGCUUCCAGGCCAGAGAUCCGUUCGAAAAGAAACACCAGCUAGCUAUCAUGAUGUUUGCCCACUGCUUCAGCUCGGGACUUGCUAUCUUGCUGAUAACGAGCCCUUUGGUUGCCAAUGCCCAGACUGCUUACAUCACUUAUCACAACUAUUACGAAGGACAGUCGACCGGCACCAUUUCCUGUUCCGAUGGAGCCAACGGGUUGCAACAGCAGUUUGGAUACUACACAAUUGAUCCAAUGUUCCCGUAUGUUUCAGCAACGUCCAACAUUGUUUGGAACUCACCAAACUGUGGUAACUGCUACGAGUUGCAGGCUGGUGGUAAUACAGUCUAUGUGACCGCUAUCGACCAGUGCGGCGCAGGCCCCGCUGGCGAGCUUCACUUUGAUAUGGCCCAGUUGGCAUUUGUUGAGUUGCUUGGUGAUGCGGGCAUUGCCGCUGGCAGUGGUUAUGCUACCUACAGGGCUGUUGAUGGCUCCAACUGCGUUGGGAACAGCGGUUCUGGAGGCCCUGCCCCCGUGACUCCUGCCCCAGUUACCCCUGCUCCCGUCACACCUGCCCCAGUUACUGGAUCACCCGUGCCUGCUCCUCCUACAGGCGGCGGCGGUUCUUCUGGCGGCAGUGAUGGGGAUUCUGAAGGUAAUGGUGAUUCGUCUUCUCCAAAUCCUCCCAAUUGCCUUUCAGGACAUGACAUUGUAACUGUUCAGGGAAAAGGUCCCACAAGAAUGCAGGAUCUUUCCAUUGGAGACAUGGUGGCCAAUGGCAAGGGAAGAUUUGAGCCUGUCUAUGCCUUUGCUCAUUUGGACUUGAACACAAGUACAGAGUUUUUGGCAAUUCACACCACUCCAAUCUUGUCCGAUCAAGUCAGCAACGGUGCUCCUCCGUUGGAAGUAACAGGUGAACACUUGCUUCUCAAAGUCAGUAACGAUGGGGGAUAUCAAUAUGUCCCUGCCCAAUCGGUCCACGUCGGAGAUAUGUUGAGUGGUACAGGCACCGGAGACGAAAGGAUUCGUGUUACCAAGAUUGGAAGCGUCCAUCGUGAAGGCCUAUUUGCGCCCCUCACAGCUUCCGGUACUCUGGCCGUGAAUGGAGUGGCAAUCUCAUGCUAUGUAUCGCUCCAGGGGGGUGAUAGCGGAUCAUUCAAGCUUGCUAGUGGUACGAAGACAGGUCUUUCUCAGCAUUCUGUGGCUCACAUGCUUCUAAGUCCCAUCCGGUUGCUCUGCAUGGGGCUUCCUGAAGCUUGUGGCGACGAAAACUUGUCCAGUGGAUACCCCUGGUUUGUUCGCAUUGGAUUUCUCUUAAUUGACUGGAUGGAUCGUCACAGCAUCUUUAUUCAAGUUCCCCUCUUUGCUUUUGGGGUUACGAUCUGUGCCAUGUCAUUGUUGUUGGAGAUUGUCUUGCUCUCCAAGUGGGGUUGGGUUGGACUCUCUCUUUUCUAUUUGGGUUCAAUGAGGCUCUCUAAAAGCACAUAAUAACCAAAAACUUUCAUGUU